This is a messenger RNA of Naumovozyma castellii, 1620 nucleotides long. It is a transcript of the gene CLN3, whose product is annotated as cyclin CLN3. The transcript has a single exon. The record is from RefSeq and is a predicted model, not a curated record. Bases 1 to 1620 code for a protein of 539 amino acids. Lineage: Eukaryota; Fungi; Ascomycota; Saccharomycetes; Saccharomycetales; Saccharomycetaceae.
AUGGCUUUAUCGUCCAUUCAUUUUAAAACACAACCAACAAGACCCUAUUUAAGAGAUGAUUCCAUUAAUAUACCUUCAACUACCAAAAACACAAUCGCUAAUGGCUAUCCCAAUAUGAUGAUGCUAUCACAUACUAGAAAGCAAAAUGCUACAAGAAUGGCAAGAAAUCCAAUCUUAAUGAAAAGAGAAUUACAAUGCCAUCAUAGAGCUAUCUCAGAAUAUAGCAUCGAUCAAUUGAAUCAUUUGAUCCGUCUAGAAGAAUCUAAGGCAUUUCAGUCAAGUUUUGAACGUUUCAAUUCACAACCUCAAAUUAAUUUGAAAAUGAGAGCUUUGAUCUUCGAUUUCAUAAUGUACUGUCAUACUAGAUUGAAUCUUUCAUCAUCAACUUUGUUUUUAACUUUCAAUAUCUUGGACGUGUAUGCUUCCAAAUUUAUAGUGAAAAGUUGUAAUUAUCAAUUAUUGGCUUUAACUGCACUAUGGAUAAGUUCCAAAUAUUGGGAAGUGAAAAGUCAUGCAACAACCUUAAAGGUUUUACAAAGUCUUUGUUGUAAUCAAUAUUCUAUCCAACAAUUUAAAGAAAUGGAAUUACAUAUAUUGAAAUCAUUCAAUUGGUCCGUUUGUUCUGCUCCUACUUAUGAUUCAUUCAUUGAUAUGAUUUUAUUUCAAGAUAAAUCUAAUAUCGCUUUAAACGUCAAUGAAAUAAAAUUAGGUGCUUUAAUGUUAUGCGAACUGUGUUCCUUUGAUGAAAGCAUCUCUCUCAGUUAUGAUACUCAAUUAAUAGCUAACGUGGCUGUUAAAUUAAUAACUUUAGCAUUGAACUUUAAGAAUUUGAGUCAAUGGCAAAAUUUUAAUUUGUUAGUAGAUCAAGAUGAUAUUCUUGCUGGUAAUACUAACAAACAAAUUUUUAACGAUCUCUUAAACUUGGUCUGUGACGAAGAAAGAUAUCCUUCUAGUUUUAAAUUUAAAUAUACUAAAACUCAGAAUAAUACCGUUAGAAAUAACUCAAUAACUCAUUCCAUUGCCCCUAAGAUAUUCGAUUCCUUAAAAAAAUAUCAAGCGCAAAUUCAAUUGGAUGAAUUCUACAAAUGUUGUGAAUUAGAUCUCAACUUCAUGGAUGUUUUCGGUAGCGAUAAUUAUAAUGAAACUAAUGUCGACCUAAACACCAUUAAUGACUUGCAUUCACAAUACAGCAGGAAAACAAGUAUCGGUUCUGUUGUUUUAAAUAAUUCAUUCAAGAGACCAUCUUUACCUACCCCAUUUGCAUCGCCUGAUAAGGCUCCCAAUAUUUUUGCAUCUACAACGCCUGAUUCCCUUUUUUCUAAUUCUUCUUCAACUUCUUCUACAACUUCAUCAGUGAUGCCACUGGAGAAGCAAACACUAUCAUAUCCAAUACCAAUACCUGCCAUCUCAUCAAUGCUACCAUUAACUCCAACAACACCUUCAAUUUUAGUUCAAAAUAAAUUGAAAUUUACAAAUGAUAGUAGAAGGCCAUCUAUGUUCCCAAGGAAAAGUGUUGAUAGUGUCUCUUUCGUAAAGACACAUCAUAAAAGAUCCUCAUCAUCAAUGGACAUAGAUUUUACUGAAGAGGAAAGAGGAUUAAAGCGUGUAUAUAAUAAAUGA